Molecule: messenger RNA, 1013 nt
Organism: Diachasmimorpha longicaudata
Lineage: Eukaryota; Metazoa; Arthropoda; Insecta; Hymenoptera; Braconidae
Exons: 3
Coding region: 336-920 (194 amino acids)
Source: RefSeq, a predicted model, not a curated record
AGACGGGAUACAAACAGAUCAAAGAUUUGUAAAUAAUAAAACAAUGUUGCGUUAUUAUUAAAACCAUUCGAAGAAGAAUGAAGCCGCAGUUAUUCAAAUAUCUUAUGAAACUGUAUAAUUUGAAUCGUUCGGGAACAGGUCCACGUUUUUAUUGGGACAACCAUGGGGAAAUAUUUUGACUCGUUAACACCAAGGUUUUAGAUAACACGUAUUUGCACAGAUGUGACUUAUAUAGGCUCCAUUGUCAGAAAUUUAGGAGAAAAUACUCAGAGGAGUUUUGAAUUCAGUACUCAGUGAUUACUUCAUGACAUAUAAUUUUUUAUUAGACGAGAAAAAUGAUUUUUAACGUGUUUUUUACUGUUUUACUUGUUUCCCCUUUCAUUUACGCUGGACCUGUGCGAGUAACGCAACAAACGUCGAGGGCGAUUUCGGUGUCGGAUGAUGCCAGUGCACAUGUCCCUGAGAACCUUGAAGAUCUUGGAGUCAGCCCGUUGCCAAUAAGUUCCCUUUCCAACAAAGAACUUUCCCGAGAAACCCAGACCGGAUUCCCCAUUUUGCCAGGAUUUAAUGGAGGAAUGCUAGGAGAUCUUCCUCAGGAAAAUUCAAAUAAAAUUGAUGUUCCGGUGAGGAAGGACAACACCAAACCGAACCCAGGUCGAACUGUUGAUGGAGUUUCUACUCCAGAAAGCCAGACUCAGAUCAACGAGCCUGGCGGUGAUGAUGAUGAAGAUAGUGAGGACGAUGUCGACUGGGCAGUGUCUGAAGAAGAGUCGCAGGAACAAGGUCCAGUCUCGCAAAUUCUGAAUGGAAUCGCAGAUCUUGUUGAGGAAUACUUCCAGUCAGUGGUGGAUGUUGGUGGAGAACUUCUAGGGUCCGAUGAAGACCAAAGUGUUGGGGAUGAUGAAGCCAGUUUGCUUUGAAGUAUUUAAUUGUUUAUCGUAGCGAACGUUAACUGACAUUCUAUGUCUAGAGUGAUACAUGUAUACAAUAGUAAAUACAAUAUUUACAUGUCA